AUGAGGCUUGCGGCAGGAGCGGGUUCACUUCCACCACGCCCACCUCACGUCAUUGCGAGCCAUCGGCUUCGAAUCCGGAAUAUUCUGAUACCACCCCUACUUGUGCGCCUCUUUAGCAACAAACGAAUAGACGCGGACAGAUACAAGAUUCGCAAACCACACAUCCCGGAUCCCCGAUUUACGACAAAGCUCAAGUCAUCUUUGAUAGACGCCAUUCGAGCCCAAAUCAAGAGGGCAUUCAGCCUGGAUCAGCCCAUAGCUAUGAAUGAACCGAAUUGGGACCCUCGCCCCCCCAAACGACCUAAGCUUGAGGAGUCUCAGGCCAGUGGAGAGAUUUCUGAGGAUGGGCUCACUGUCCCUUUGAGUCAGGCGAGUCCGGGCUAUCCCCGAGCAGCCAACAGUUCCUCCAACAAAGACAGUUCGAAGGAAAUCGAGGUAGGUAUCACCACCUUCGUUAAUGGCUCCCGGGCCACCUUCCACGGCGUCCUCAAGAAGAGAUACACCGAUUUCUUGGUCAACGAAAUCUUGCCAGACGGGACUGUCUUGCAUCUGCAGAAAACAAGUGCGAAAACUGCGGCAGACUCACCUCCCAAAGCUGAUAUUUUCAACUCGUCAAUCAAGGAGGAUCAGGCCCUAAGCAACGAGGAAACCCCGAAUGAUGACACCUUAGGUUGCGCACAAGACCAGGGCGCCGACAGUAACGGACCCUCCUCAAGAGAAAACCAUCAAGGCAAACAGGAGAAGGAGGCUUCAGAGGUGACUAUGGUUACUAUAAUGAUAGAUACUGUAACUAACAUGUAUCAGGUUUCCGACAGCGAUCGUGCAAAACUGGUUGAAUAUUUCAAUGAAGAAGCUGUCGGCCAGCUGAUGGCUUUGUACCAGUCCAUUCUCAGGGAUCCACGUAAAAAAUCCCGUGAACAUCCUACUGUCCGGACACCGUUUACUUCCGACCGCACUAUUCGAUCCCGGAUACACCAGGACAUUCGUCAGAUUUUUCACCGCAAAAUCGAUUCGUCAACUGACAAAGAUGGCAUUUUAGUCCUCACGGCGGCGACAUCAAAUAGCCGUGGCCGAGGAAGGCCGGUGCCCGGUGAGAAAGAACGACCCGGAAGGCUUGGCUGGCUGGACCGUGGCGGCGAGUUCCUUCAUUUCACCUUGUACAAAGAGAACAAAGACACGUUGGAGGUGAUUUCCUUCCUCACCAAACAGCUGAAGACCACGAACAAGACGUUUCAGUUUGCCGGGACCAAGGAUCGACGGGCCGUGGCCGUACAGAGAGUUAGUGCCUAUCGUAUCGAAGCCGAGCGACUGGCCGCUCAAAAUAAGAACUUGCACUUUGCGGCGGUGGGAGACUUUCAAUAUCAGAAACAAGGCCUGGAGCUUGGAGCGCUUAGUGGGAAUGAGUUCGUCGUCACUCUCAGAGACUGCCAGCUCGCCGGAUCACCCGAUGUGAACGCUUCUGAAAAACUGUCAGCAACUCAGUCCUAUUUGUCGCAGUCACUGCAAUCGCUACGCGAGAAGGGGUUUUUGAAUUUCUUCGGCUUACAGCGCUUUGGAGCAUUCACGACGCGGACUGAUGCGGUCGGCGUGAAGAUACUUCAGGGAGACUUCCAAGCCGCUUGCGACGCAAUUCUAGACUUCUCUCCGGUUGCCCUGAAGUCCGAUGAACCAGCCGUAGUUGUUGCCGAAGACGACCGGGCCAGAGCUGAAGGUAUAAACAUUUGGAGGACCACGGGGAAAAUCAGCGACGCUCUUGACAAAAUACCUCGAAAAUUUUCCGCAGAAAUCGCGGUGAUCAGGCAUUUAGGACGGAGACCUCAAGACUUUCUCGGAGCGUUGCUUUCUAUACAGCGGAAUCUGAGACUAAUGUACGUCCAUGCCUAUCAAUCAUUAAUAUGGAAUUUGGCCGUCGGCGAGCGGUGGAAACUCUUCGGGAGCUCUGUGGUUGAAGGGGAUCUUGUCCUGGUCCAGGAACACAAGGACAAAGAAUCAAAAGAAACAGGCGAGGAAGUGAACCCAAGCGUUGAUGCCGACGGGGAAGUUGUGAUACAACCCUCGGGUGAAGACCGAGCAUAUGACCCAGAUGAUAUCUUUGAGCGAGCAAGACCGCUUUCUCCUGCCGAAGCCGCCAGCGGUCAGUACUCGAUUUUCGAUAUCGUCCUCCCACUUCCGGGAUUCGAUGUGCUUUAUCCCGCCAACGCAAGCGGCGAGUGGUACAAGAUCUUCAUGGCGACUGACGCCGGCGGCGGCCUUGACCCCUACAAUAUGCGCCGAAAGCAGAAGGACUUCAGUCUAAGCGGAGGAUACAGGAAGAUGCUGGCGCGGAUCAGCGCGGACUAUGAUGUACAAGUUCACGAGUACGUUGAUGACAACAAGCAGUUUGUCGAAACGGACAUGGAGAGACUUAGGGGUGGUCGAACGACAAAGACCAUCGAGGGAAAUUUACAAGGAGAACCGGAGGGUGAACCUGAGGGCGAGGGAAAAAAGACGCGAUCGCAGCCGAAACUGGCCGCCGUGCUCAAGUUUCAAUUGGGUUCAAGUCAAUAUGCGACCAUGGCAUUAAGAGAGCUAUCCUGUGGAGGUAUCCAGGCUUACAAACCUGAAUUCACAGGUGGAAAAUAA
This is a messenger RNA of Rhinocladiella mackenziei CBS 650.93, 2622 nucleotides long. RefSeq lists its product as uncharacterized. Gene Ontology annotation, biological process: pseudouridine synthesis. The record is from RefSeq and is a predicted model, not a curated record. Bases 1 to 2622 code for a protein of 873 amino acids. The transcript has a single exon. Gene Ontology annotation, molecular function: RNA binding; pseudouridine synthase activity. Gene Ontology annotation, cellular component: nucleus. Lineage: Eukaryota; Fungi; Ascomycota; Eurotiomycetes; Chaetothyriales; Herpotrichiellaceae.